This is a messenger RNA of Tetrahymena thermophila SB210, 2772 nucleotides long. RefSeq lists its product as hypothetical. NCBI's taxonomy places the organism in Eukaryota, Ciliophora, Oligohymenophorea, Hymenostomatida, Tetrahymenidae. The record is from RefSeq and is a predicted model, not a curated record. The transcript is spliced from 4 exons.
AUGGCUGAAAUAAAUACCUUAAGUAUUAAAUAACAUUAAUAAACUUAACAAUCUGACUUUCAAGAAAAGGCAUUUAACUAGAACUUAGUUUUCAUUGUUGAAGAUAAACAAGCUUCAGAUUUUGAAAGAUUGUAACACUAGAAUGAUCUUUCGUCUUUGUACAGCUCACAGAAAUAGGCCUAUAACUUUGAUAGUAUAGGGGGUCGAAAUAGCGACGAGUAUAUCGAAUCUAUGCUGAAUAGUAGAAAUUAAACAUUCAACAAAAAUUAGUAAAAAUUCUAACAGCAAAAAAUAAGAUUGAGAAGUUCAACGACUUUUAAUUUGGAAGAAAGGAAUAGCGAAAAUGAUUAAGAGUUAAAAAUACUUCAACAAAUCAAGAAUUCCCAAAAAAAGAAUGUUUGGCAACAAAUUUCAGAAAAUAUUUUAACUCCAUUUGCACCAAAAUUUUAAGUGUUGUAUGAUAAUUCAAAAUUCAUUCCUGAAGAUUUACUGAAGAUGGAAAAAGACGAAGAUAGGGAUCAAACACCUUACUCAGAAGAAAAAGAAAUUAAUUGGGAAUCUAGUGAAUAUGAUAGUGAUGAAAACAAUUCUUAAAUUUAAAAAAAUAACCAUCAUAUUCCUUCACUCGUAACUUCCCCUUUGCUAAGAAAGAAAACAAGAACUGAAAAUUUUGAUACACUGUUAUAAAAAGCAUAGCUUCAAGAACCGUUUCUACAUACAAAGUUAAUAAAAUAAAUUACUGAGAGCAAUGAAUAAAUGUAAAAAAGAAAAUCUGAAUAUUCACCACUUCGUUAUAAAUCAUUAAAUUCCAAGAGUUUCUACUCAAAAGUUAGUUUUGCUGACCAAAAUAAGACGAACACUUCUAACUUAUUAUUAAGUUAAAAGAAUUUCAUGAGAAAGGUUAGAUUUGAGCACUUGCCUAAUACUAUUAAGGAAUAAGUAACAAAUAAAUCGAAUGAUCUUUCAUCUAGCUAAUAUUAAGUGAUAUCUAAAAAAUAAUCAACAAAUAAAAUAUAUUUAGAUAAAAUUCUUAUCAUUCUAGAGAAUUAAGAUAAAAAUGCUUUGCAAAAAAUAUAUGUUCCAAAAUUAAAAGAUUAAAUUGAUAAAAGUUAGGUAAAAAAUAGAAUUCUUAGUGCUACUGCCUCACUUCCAACAAGAGAAUAAAAGAAAAAGUUAUUGAAUUUGUAGAAUGGUAAAUUAUAAAUUGAUGCAUCAAAUUCGAAUAAGAUUUAAUCUGAAGACUUUCAAAAAUACUUAAGAAGGAGAUCUUGCUGCUGCGAAGAAUGUGGAGGUAUCAAUUCUAAAUUAGAAAGAAUAAAAGAUUUAGUUUUGGAUAAAGAUAUUCCAGUGAAAUAGCAAAAAAAAUCACCUUAAAAUAAAAUAUCAAAUUUAAACUCGCCUGUUUCAUCUUAGAGCAAAAAAAGUUCAUUUGAUUCUAGAUUUUAAAGAAAAAAAAACCUGACAACUAAAAUCAAUGUCAUUCAAUCCAAUAACUAAAGCUAAAGCGAAAUUCAAAAAACAGCAGGAUCAAGCCACAAUGUUUCUCUCUCCAAAAUACCCUCAUUAAAUGAAACCUAAACAUUUAAAAAUUAAAAUGAUAAAAAGCAAGCUGGUAUCGAAAGUUUCAAAGACGCAAUAAAUGAAAACAGUUAAAAUUCUCCAAUAAAAAAACGAAGUUAGAAGAGAUAUGAAACAACUUAACCUUUUAGUUCUUUAUAGAGAGCUCCAAGUUUUAAAACUCUAAGAUAGGAAAGAGAAAUAAAAAUAUAAAAGCAACAUGAAAUAUCACAAGAAAGGAAUAUAGAUGAAUAAAAUAUAGAACAAACACAAUUCUAAAGUAAUUAAGAAGCAGAUAAGUAAUUUUUAAGAGAAAAUGACAAGAUUGAAGAAAAUAAUUUAGAAAACUAACAGAAAAAUAAAAAUGAAUGCUAAUAGAAAAUGAUUAGCCAUAUUUUAUAGGAAUAUGAUUCCUAACAAAGAAGAGAUAGUUCAGAAUAAAUUUAACAAGCGAAAAAUAAAAGCAAAUAAACUAAUUCACUACCUAAAAUUGAUUAAAAGUAAACAUAAAAAAGAUGCCAAUCAGUCUAAAAUGGUAUUUCUCGUAAAAGAAGUGAAAGUGAUAUUAUUUUUGGUAGAGAUGAAGAUUUAAAUAUAAAUAAAUAUGGCAAUAGUACUUAAAAAGAUAAAGCCUCCACUAAUAAUCAUCUUCUAGGUAAAAGAGAAAUAUAAACUUCUUCUAGAGAAACAAGAUUAAGGAACGAAAGGAGUUUACCAAACAUACUAAGCAAGAAAUAGUUGACAAAUCAAACACAUAAUGAUGGUUUCAAACAAAAAUAUAAAGAAAUAAUUGAUUAUGUAAAUAAUGAAGAAAAAAAUUAAGUAAUUUAGGAAAAUUACAUUAAAAAAAUUUAGAAAAAUAAUAAAAAAACAGCUGUAUCUGAUAAACUUUAAGCUUAUUAGAACCCAAAUGAAUUAGUAUUUAAAACUAAAUAGUAAAUUAUAGCAGAAUCAUAUAAAUAGUUAUUCGAUCAAUAAAAAAAGUAUUCUAUAAACCAUAAGCACAAAUCUCACCCUUUAGUAGAUCUAAAUAUCUAGAAAAGGUAAUCCAAUUUUAUGUAAACGAACACUUAGUAUGAGAAUUUUAACUUACAAACUAAUGAUAUCAAUGAAUAAAAUUAAACAACCAGGAAAAAAAGUAGAUCUAAAAAGCGUUCAAAAAACACCUCCUUAAAAGAAAAUAUGGAAAAAUUAAAAACAGUUUAUGAUAUUUGA